ACCUGCUUAUUAUGUUUUCUGCUGCCACUAAGAACUUUGUUAAACAAGUAGGAGAUGGCGGGAGGUUGAUUCCGGUGCCCAGCCUCAGUGAAGCAGACAAAUACCAGCCAUUGGGCCUUGUGAUAAAGAAGAAGCGCUGUUUUCUUUCCCGAAAGUACAAAUACAUCUCAACCCCUUUUACACUGAAGGAUAUUCUUCAUGGAGACAAAGAAAUUUCUGCAGGUGUAAGUUCCUACCAGCUGCUGAACUACGAAGAUAAGUCAGAUGUCUCUUUCGACAAGAGGCAUGGGAAUCAGAUCAUGAAUGAUGUUGGGAUAAAUAUCUAUGGCUCUGAUUCUGUCGCUGUUAAAGCUUCCUUUGGGAUUGUAACCAAACAUGAAGUUGAAGUCCCGACUUUGCUUAAGGAACUUAUUACCAGAACUAUUGACCUGGAUCAUUGCUUGGUUCGUCAAUCAAGAGAAAAUAGGAAGGAAGUGCUAUGUGUGGUCAUGGAGAGCAUACGGACAACACGUCAGUGUUCGUUAUCUGUCCAUACUGGUAUGCGGGGAGAAACCAUGAGAUUUCAUAUAAUCGACGACCAAAACCACAAAGGACGCGACAAAGCGAUUGUAUUCCCAGCACAUACCACCAUAGCGUUUAGUAUAUUUGAUCUGUACAUUCACCUGGAUGGUCACUUUGAGCUGUGUGUGUCAUCUGCUUCAAAGGGAGGGUUUGAGAAACAACCCAGUAGAUGUAGAUCCUUUUCAUUAAACGCGCUACGGAACAACUUGUACCGAUCAGGAAAAAGAACAAUGGACGUCAUUGCUAACUCAGACUUGUACAUCGAUGACAUAUUCUCAGAUUACUAUGACAAAGCUGCCAGCAUGACCGAUAUCUCCACCACGUACAUGCGGGAAGGUGCCCACACUCGUGUUAACCUCCUGAACAAUAACAUUCCCAAGGGGCCAUGCGCUCUGUGUGGCAUGGGCAACUCCAAGAGAGAAACGGUGUACGGCUGCUUCGAGUGCUCAUUCAACGGACAGAAGUACGUCAGGCUGCACGCUGUGCCGUGCUUUGACCUCUGGCAUAAAAGACUGAAGUAAGAGUUGGAAGCGAAGCAAUUGUGCCCCUUGGUUAUAUCUCAGGUGUAACUGUGCCACAGUCCUUACCACAUAUAUGCAAAAUGGACACCGUCCUAAUUAUCCCAACUGUGCAAGUUGUUCCAACACCAUGCUGUGUAAUGGCUAAUGCUUCCGAUGGCCAAUAAACUGACAGUGUCAAAUGUAUUUGUAAAGUCCAAAUCACACAAAAAGAUCAGUAUGCAUAGACGCAAAACAGCGCUUUAGAUGUACAAAAAGUCAAACGCAAUGACUAUUGCAGUAUAAAAAGAGCUGUUUGCUCCACGUGUGAUUGCACAGGAAUGCCAUGUGUCAUACAUCAGUGGUAAUGAGCAUGCCCACUACACCAACAUACUUAAGAGGAACGCCUUAAGUUUUUUCGUUAACAAAGGUGCAGCGAUAAAGUUGGAGGAAUAAAAUUGAAUGUAUGUAAUUUGCAUAAUGAGACAGCUUUAGAAAUAAACAUAAAGAGGCCGGUGCAUGCCAUUUGUGUAGCGUAAAAGACAAUAAACUCCUCUGAGCAUGCCCAGUAAACAGGCUGCAUGCAUAUGUGUCUAGGGAGCAGGGGCGUAACUUCAUACUAGGAGCCUGGAGAUAAGAUAGGUUUUGGUGCCCCCCACCCUCCGCUCGCAUUCAAUACCAAAACCCCGUCCCAGCAGCACCCAGACAUACACAGUCCCCAAGGAUGCAGAGAUUGUAGGGAGUGGGCAAUUGCAUGGGCUUGUUAGAGAGGCCCAGACUGGGUCAUCUGCUAAGGGGUACAUGGUCCUUCUGUGCGGCUGCCUGUGCCCCCUGUACAACUGCGAGGAGGAGGGGACGUUUGGGGGGGAGUGUGCACUCAAGAGGAAGUCUCUCCCCGUAGACACUGGCUGCUGUGGGAGGGGUCCUGCCUCCACAGAUCACAUCCACAUUCACUUCCACACCCCAGCAGCACCCAGACAGGGAGCGGAAGGACUGCAGCACAUGAGCCCUGGGCUCCCUGCUUAUUCCUGCUCUGGGGCGCAUAAAGCAGAAACUGGAGCAAUGGAGGAGGUCAGUGUGUCCCCUUCAGGGCUGGUGCUUGGAGGUGACUGCCCUCCAUUGUCUCCCGGCUAGGGAGGAGUUUGGGAGCCUGAUACCCAGGCUUGCUUUAUCCUGCAGAGCAAUGACGGAUGCCAUGAUGGGCGUUCUAAUGUAGACAGUAAGGGUGUGCUUGAGGAUAUUUGAACAGAGAAUGGUGUCUAUUCAUGAAGCAGGAAGCCUAUGGCAACCAAUCAGCUGCUCUUUACAAUUGUAUAGUAUGCAAAUUAUAAAUGUUACGUCAAUGCUGAUUUGUUGCCAUGGGCAAUCGUUCCACUGGCUGACUUCUCGCACACAGAUGUGUAUAUGUCUGUCCAAGCCAUAUCAUUUGACAGUGCCUGAGGGCAGGUGCAAGUACACAAUGAUGACAACAGUUGCCGGCACUGGCAAACUGCUUGUGAUUGAGUGAUGGUGGUUGUACUGCUGACACUGAUAGGUGCUUUCUUCAUUGCCCGUGCAUAUAUUAUGUUUUUGUAUAUGUGUUUUAGCUUUUUUUUUUUUCUCUGCCCCAUAUAUCAGCUGGAGAGUUGUAUCUGCUGUAUUACAGGGGUGUUUUACAUUUUAUUGAAGCCUAAUAGCUAACGGGGUUGGGUAUGGGAUACUGGCAGUGAGGAUGCCAAAAUCCAGACAGGUGCGAGCAACUAAACUAACCCUAACCCUUCCUUCUGGUAGCCUAACCCUCCCCUCCCACAGCCUAGGAAAUACACAAAGGCACAAAGGUAGUUCUCUAUAUAAGACUAGUAGUGAUCAAUUGCAUCACUAAAUUAUCUAUGAGCUGAUGCUGAAGUGCGCUGUAUUAUUAUUGUCAUAGUGAUUUGUACAUGUUUGUUUCACUUCAGUUUCCUCAAACAAGCAGAGCAAGUUUAAAUAGGGUGGGGGUUAUAUAAACGGAUCUAUAUGACUUGGGGGUCUAUUCAUGAAGCAGUGAAAAGUGUGUAGAAGUGAGC
This is a messenger RNA of Pseudophryne corroboree (corroboree frog), 3103 nucleotides long. RefSeq names its product pejvakin (gene PJVK). NCBI's taxonomy places the organism in Eukaryota, Metazoa, Chordata, Amphibia, Anura, Myobatrachidae. Gene Ontology annotation, cellular component: cytoplasm. The record is from RefSeq and is a predicted model, not a curated record. The coding region runs from base 12 to 1082 and encodes 356 amino acids. Gene Ontology annotation, biological process: programmed cell death. The transcript is spliced from 6 exons.